Molecule: messenger RNA, 1431 nt
Organism: Oreochromis niloticus (Nile tilapia)
Lineage: Eukaryota; Metazoa; Chordata; Actinopteri; Cichliformes; Cichlidae
Exons: 2
Coding region: 50-1411 (453 amino acids)
Biological process (GO): DNA integration
Molecular function (GO): nucleic acid binding; RNA-DNA hybrid ribonuclease activity
Source: RefSeq, a predicted model, not a curated record
UGUAUUUGCAGCAGUUCAUCAUUUUGCCAAAAUAUGGGAUAACAGAGGAAUGGUUACCUCCUCUGGAAACCCAGUUCAGCAUGCAGAUCUACUGAAGCAACUGUUACAAACAGUACAACUACCGCGACAUUUAGCAAUUUGCAAAUGUGCAGCACAUCAGAAGGAUGACUCUGAAAUUACUAAGGGAAACAAUUUUGCUGAUAGAGCUGCAAAAGCAGCAGCCAUAGCAACCACAGUCUUAUUAACAACUCAUGAAAAUCACACUAUUCCACUAUCUGUACUGCAGGACGAACAAAAAGCAGCAUCAUCGAAAGAACAAAGGCAAUGGCUAAAACACGGAGCAGUACUAGACACUGAUGACAUAAUGAAAAUAGCAGGAAAACCCAUUCUUCCCAAAUCAUUACACAAAACAGCCGCUCUAGUGAGCCAUGGCUUAAGCCAUGUUUCAACCGGAGGGAUGAUCUCCAUAAUAAAUCAACAAUUUCAUACUUUAAAUUUUGAAACUUCAGCAAAAGAAUAUGUGAGAACAUGUAUGACCUGCCAAAAACACAAUACCCAAGGUAACUUAAGACCAAAAAGAGGACAUUUUCCUACACCACCUCACCCAUUUCAUACAAUUCAUAUGGACUUCAUUGAAUUGAAUGAGUGUCAGGGCUCAAAAUAUGCUUUAGUAAUUAUCGAUGUUUUCUCAAAAUGGCCAGAAAUCUACCCAGUGAAAAAAGCAGACGCAAUCUCAGUCGCAAAGUGUCUAUGCAACCAUUUCAUUCCAACAUAUGGUAUUCCUACUCUGAUAAGAUCAGAUAAUGGAACCCAUUUUGUAAAUGACGUAAUCAGCAAAGUAUCUGAAGCACUAGGUUUCAGUAUAAAACAUCAUUGUGCCUACCAUCCACAGAGUGCAGGAUUAGUGGAGAGAACAAAUGGCACUAUAAAACAAAGGCUCAGAAAAACAAUGGAAGAAACUGGCAGACCAUGGCCAGAAUGUGUAGGCCUGGUCAAAAUGUGGAUGAGAAUAACACAAGGAAGUAACAAACUGUCCCCAUUUGAAAUUAUACAUGGGCGACCUUUUCCAUUACCAGUUACUAGUGAGCCACUAGAUAAAUCAAUCCGUGAAACCACUCUGGCGGAUUGGAUGACUCAAUUGUUAGCAAACAGAGAAGUUGUUUUAAACAAUAAACUGCCGCAAGACUCUUUUUCACCUAUUUUUUGCAGGUUGAAGCCAGGUGAUUGGAUCCUUGUUCGAGUACUCCAAAGGAAAAAUUGGAGCUCGCCACGGUGGGAGGGUCCAUACCAAGUGCUUCUGACCACUCCAACGGCCUGCAAAAUAGCAGAGAGACCCUCCUGGAUACAUCAGAGCCACUGCAAAAAGCUUGAGGUCCCAGAGGAUUCCACUUCCUCCACAGAAGUCAACUAGCAAAGGAAAGUUUCACCCUC